UCAUUUGCUCUCAUUUCGCGGACGCCAAACCACCAAAGCCCGCGAUUUCCGAUGGCGGAAUUAGAACAGUGGCAAGAGUUUGCGUCGCAAAUCGCUAAACCCGACCGCUCGAUCCGGUGCAAUCCGGACGGCAUCGGGUUCGGGCAGUUUGCAAUCGUUUGCAGUCUUCCGGGAGCACCGGAAAACGUACAAAAGUUGAUCGAUUCACCGGUGGCGAAGCUUCACAAGCAGGCAUCAACAGAGCACGACAGCAACACAAGCACGGAGGACAUUGUGAAGAUUCUUAUCGAACAGUUACCCUGCUUUGGAACGUUGGAACAGUAUGCGUGGCUGGUGAGAGCGACGGUCGCAUUGCACCUGCUCAAGGGAGUGCCGACGAAGGUGUCUUCCCUGGUCCGGAAGUUGAGCGGGACUGUCGCGGGGCUCGAUCUUGCCUGCUUCCGUCAUUCUACAUUUAUGAUACACACGGUGGCUAAAAGCUUAAAGGAAGACAUCCCACUGGAAGGUGUUAAUUUGCUGCACGCGAUCAAAAAGCUUGCCCUUGCAAACUCUCCGCAGCUUUACUACACGGCCCUGGCACUAAUUUUUGCCGGGUUCGAUACGAUAACACACCCCAACAAACCGAUCGCCACGUACCGGGUGGGUGGGGUGAAUGAGGCGCUUCAAUUGCUCGAUACACUCGACGCACCGUGGCUUCAGCGGCAGUGUGCCAGCCUGCAGACCAUCUACCAGCUGCUGAAGCUGCUUAGCCUUUACCAGAACAUGGUGAUAAUGCGGCACGCCGGCAAACGACCGCAGGAGCUGCAGGAAGAGCACGCAAGCUUUGCGGCACUGCUGUGCGCAACGGACGCGCAGGUGAAAAGCAUCCGCCAGUGGCUGGAACAGUUGAGCGUGGUGCUGCAACCGUACGGUAUCAGGCAGGAUGAGGACCAUUUGAUUAUAGCAGAUUUGAUACACGUCGAUAUGCUUCCGUUGUUCGACGAUUGGGAUCAACACGAGGAGAUGAUGUGAGGCGGGUGCACCCCUUGAAGCAUGUGCCAUUUGAUGGUUUAUUUUUCAUUGCAUUCCUUGAUUCUCACAAUGUGCUUUACAAUUAGCAUUUUCUACAAAAAUAAAAUAUACACAAAUGUUUCGCAAGUUGUUGUAGCUAAUAGUUUACUCACGCACGCAACUGUGUGCGGGACCGUGCGUGAUAAUAUCCUAUCGUAAUUAGUGUUCCAUAAAAGUAAAGACUCUUUUUGAUAAGACCUCUUUGUGGGUGUUAGAUUUUUGACGCACAUGAUUAGUUAAAAGGGCCUAAAAUGGUGGGCGAGCGUCUCCCCUUUUGCUUAAAUAGUGCUGAAUGAUAAUUUUGCGAUCCAUUUCUGGGAAAUGUGACGCUUGUCUAAGUGGGAAGGUAAACACUGAUAUGUUUUUAUUAGAAAAGUCGUUUAGGAUUAAGGGCGGUUUAAUAGGCUUGACCGGUCGGUAACAAUGUGGCGAUGGUUCCCCAGAACGUUCCCGUUUACGCCGCGAGGUCUAUGCUCGGAUUAGGAUAGGAGUUAGUGUUUGGAAAUCUGUGAAAUGAUAACAAAUUGCGCAUUGCUUUUGGGUGUUGCAAACGUAACAUAAGUACACAUUUCAUUUUUUUUAAUUUCUGAGGGUGAGUUUAGAUGAAUUCAUGCGGCCUGAGGACAUUAGAGGUGUGGAAAUAAACGUUAGGUUUAAAAGUAAAACAUAAAAUUCAACCUCUUUCAAGCAUGCAGCAAGCUCAGUGUGCAACACGCGAAGACGAUGGGAGAGUGGUUGCUGGAGAGCACCCUACUAGCAAUGAGAAUGAAAAAGUGUGGGACUUUCAGGCGAGGGGCAUGUAGAAGCAUGGGGAGACGGUUGGAAAUACGCGGAAUUACGCGGAGGCGCGAGCGUGUUUUGGUUUCUACACAGUUUUUGCACUCACACAAUUACACAUGUGUGAAUGUGUGCGUUCACUUUCAGCCUGCGCGCUCAGUUUGGUUUUCUCGCAGCGGCAUGCGGGUAUCGGUGUCUCGCUCGCACUAGUGCAGCGAGUGUUCCUCUGUGUGCUCCCCUUCUUGCCACCACACGAAAUCGUCAGUUCAGCUCAAGCGUUCGCCGUGAAAGGCUGCGCGCGUGUUAGCCUAAGUCCCGGGCGAUCGAAGUUUCGCUAAGUGUUGAAGUGUUGUGCACAUUGAAAUGAAGCUGCGCUUAUUUGUUAUCAUUUAUCCUAAAUGUGUGAUUUGCGUUGCUUCAUUUUAAUAUUUGUUUGCUGUAUUGAACAUCAACAACGGUAUCCAUGCAGUUAGGCGACUAUUUUAAAUACGGCGAUUUUUUUUAUAUAAAUAAUGUGUGUGAUUUUGUGGCAAGAUUGUGUGAAGCUAUGUGUGAAAAUGCCCCUUUAUUUGCAAUAAAAGUGAUAAAAUAUAAACCAAGUUUGAUGUGUUCAAGUUUUUGUUUUGAUUCGGGUGCACCAAGUCCGAAUGAAGGGAAGCGCACAGCGCGCUACGAAAGAAACGAGCGGGAGGGGGUGUCAGUCCAGCGCAGCGCAAUUCGCUGGAAUCAAGUGGGAGGGGGUACCAGUUCAGCGCUGCGCAAGCCGAAAGAAACGGCCCUACUAGCAAUGAGAAUGAAAAAGUGUGGGACUUUCAGGCGAGGGGCAUGUAGAAGCAUGGGGAGACGGUUGGAAAUACGCGGAAUUACGCGGAGGCGCGAGCGUGUUUUGGUUUCUACACAGUUUUUGCACUCACACAAUUACACAUGUGUGAAUGUGUGCGUUCACUUUCAGCCUGCGCGCUCAGUUUGGUUUUCUCGCAGCGGCAUGCGGGUAUCGGUGUCUCGCUCGCACUAGUGCAGCGAGUGUUCCUCUGUGUGCUCCCCUUCUUGCCACCACACGAAAUCGUCAGUUCAGCUCAAGCGUUCGCCGUGAAAGGCUGCGCGCGUGUUAGCCUAAGUCCCGGGCGAUCGAAGUUUCGCUAAGUGUUGAAGUGUUGUGCACAUUGAAAUGAAGCUGCGCUUAUUUGUUAUCAUUUAUCCUAAAUGUGUGAUUUGCGUUGCUUCAUUUUAAUAUUUGUUUGCUGUAUUGAACAUCAACAACGGUAUCCAUGCAGUUAGGCGACUAUUUUAAAUACGGCGAUUUUUUUUAUAUAAAUAAUGUGUGUGAUUUUGUGGCAAGAUUGUGUGAAGCUAUGUGUGAAAAUGCCCCUUUAUUUGCAAUAAAAGUGAUAAAAUAUAAACCAAGUUUGAUGUGUUCAAGUUUUUGUUUUGAUUCGGGUGCACCAAGUCCGAAUGAAGGGAAGCGCACAGCGCGCUACGAAAGAAACGAGCGGGAGGGGGUGUCAGUCCAGCGCAGCGCAAUUCGCUGGAAUCAAGUGGGAGGGGGUACCAGUUCAGCGCUGCGCAAGCCGAAAGAAACGGCCCUACUAGCAAUGAGAAUGAAAAAGUGUGGGACUUUCAGGCGAGGGGCAUGUAGAAGCAUGGGGAGACGGUUGGAAAUACGCGGAAUUACGCGGAGGCGCGAGCGUGUUUUGGUUUCUACACAGUUUUUGCACUCACACAAUUACACAUGUGUGAAUGUGUGCGUUCACUUUCAGCCUGCGCGCUCAGUUUGGUUUUCUCGCAGCGGCAUGCGGGUAUCGGUGUCUCGCUCGCACUAGUGCAGCGAGUGUUCCUCUGUGUGCUCCCCUUCUUGCCACCACACGAAAUCGUCAGUUCAGCUCAAGCGUUCGCCGUGAAAGGCUGCGCGCGUGUUAGCCUAAGUCCCGGGCGAUCGAAGUUUCGCUAAGUGUUGAAGUGUUGUGCACAUUGAAAUGAAGCUGCGCUUAUUUGUUAUCAUUUAUCCUAAAUGUGUGAUUUGCGUUGCUUCAUUUUAAUAUUUGUUUGCUGUAUUGAACAUCAACAACGGUAUCCAUGCAGUUAGGCGACUAUUUUAAAUACGGCGAUUUUUUUUAUAUAAAUAAUGUGUGUGAUUUUGUGGCAAGAUUGUGUGAAGCUAUGUGUGAAAAUGCCCCUUUAUUUGCAAUAAAAGUGAUAAAAUAUAAACCAAGUUUGAUGUGUUCAAGUUUUUGUUUUGAUUCGGGUGCACCAAGUCCGAAUGAAGGGAAGCGCACAGCGCGCUACGAAAGAAACGAGCGGGAGGGGGUGUCAGUCCAGCGCAGCGCAAUUCGCUGGAAUCAAGUGGGAGGGGGUACCAGUUCAGCGCUGCGCAAGCCGAAAGAAACGGCCCUACUAGCAAUGAGAAUGAAAAAGUGUGGGACUUUCAGGCGAGGGGCAUGUAGAAGCAUGGGGAGACGGUUGGAAAUACGCGGAAUUACGCGGAGGCGCGAGCGUGUUUUGGUUUCUACACAGUUUUUGCACUCACACAAUUACACAUGUGUGAAUGUGUGCGUUCACUUUCAGCCUGCGCGCUCAGUUUGGUUUUCUCGCAGCGGCAUGCGGGUAUCGGUGUCUCGCUCGCACUAGUGCAGCGAGUGUUCCUCUGUGUGCUCCCCUUCUUGCCACCACACGAAAUCGUCAGUUCAGCUCAAGCGUUCGCCGUGAAAGGCUGCGCGCGUGUUAGCCUAAGUCCCGGGCGAUCGAAGUUUCGCUAAGUGUUGAAGUGUUGUGCACAUUGAAAUGAAGCUGCGCUUAUUUGUUAUCAUUUAUCCUAAAUGUGUGAUUUGCGUUGCUUCAUUUUAAUAUUUGUUUGCUGUAUUGAACAUCAACAACGGUAUCCAUGCAGUUAGGCGACUAUUUUAAAUACGGCGAUUUUUUUUAUAUAAAUAAUGUGUGUGAUUUUGUGGCAAGAUUGUGUGAAGCUAUGUGUGAAAAUGCCCCUUUAUUUGCAAUAAAAGUGAUAAAAUAUAAACCAAGUUUGAUGUGUUCAAGUUUUUGUUUUGAUUCGGGUGCACCAAGUCCGAAUGAAGGGAAGCGCACAGCGCGCUACGAAAGAAACGAGCGGGAGGGGGUGUCAGUCCAGCGCAGCGCAAUUCGCUGGAAUCAAGUGGGAGGGGGUACCAGUUCAGCGCUGCGCAAGCCGAAAGAAACGGCCCUACUAGCAAUGAGAAUGAAAAAGUGUGGGACUUUCAGGCGAGGGGCAUGUAGAAGCAUGGGGAGACGGUUGGAAAUACGCGGAAUUACGCGGAGGCGCGAGCGUGUUUUGGUUUCUACACAGUUUUUGCACUCACACAAUUACACAUGUGUGAAUGUGUGCGUUCACUUUCAGCCUGCGCGCUCAGUUUGGUUUUCUCGCAGCGGCAUGCGGGUAUCGGUGUCUCGCUCGCACUAGUGCAGCGAGUGUUCCUCUGUGUGCUCCCCUUCUUGCCACCACACGAAAUCGUCAGUUCAGCUCAAGCGUUCGCCGUGAAAGGCUGCGCGCGUGUUAGCCUAAGUCCCGGGCGAUCGAAGUUUCGCUAAGUGUUGAAGUGUUGUGCACAUUGAAAUGAAGCUGCGCUUAUUUGUUAUCAUUUAUCCUAAAUGUGUGAUUUGCGUUGCUUCAUUUUAAUAUUUGUUUGCUGUAUUGAACAUCAACAACGGUAUCCAUGCAGUUAGGCGACUAUUUUAAAUACGGCGAUUUUUUUUAUAUAAAUAAUGUGUGUGAUUUUGUGGCAAGAUUGUGUGAAGCUAUGUGUGAAAAUGCCCCUUUAUUUGCAAUAAAAGUGAUAAAAUAUAAACCAA
Messenger RNA from Anopheles gambiae (African malaria mosquito), 5646 nucleotides. RefSeq lists its product as uncharacterized. The record is from RefSeq and is a predicted model, not a curated record. NCBI's taxonomy places the organism in Eukaryota, Metazoa, Arthropoda, Insecta, Diptera, Culicidae. The transcript has 3 exons. The coding region runs from base 52 to 1011 and encodes 319 amino acids.